CUUGGGAUCAGUCUGUCCCCCUUCAUCGCCACACUCUUCUCGUCUAAUGAGAAAACCCGCAUAGCCCGUUUUCCGUGCACAGAGGAACCCGUACACUUUGUGGCAUGAGUCUGUAUAGCUCGACCUCACACCAUGAACCCGGACGCAGGAAGUCAGGGUUGGCUGGAACCGAGCCACGCUCGUGAGAAGCUGUUUGAUGAGGUUCUUGAGCAGCUGGCCAGGUGUGAUCUCUUCAGCAACACUACCCUCGGGAAGCCUACCAUUUUCCCUGUCUAUGCGCACAGGAACGACGCUGUGGGGAUCGCCCACGACAAAUGCGUUCAUGACUUGAUCAGCUGGUUCCAGAAAAUCAACGCUGGAAUUCUUUCCGACAAGUCGGCUCUCCCUCCUCUAACAUCCGACCAAGAUGACAGUUCUGCUCAGCGAAAUAUCAUCGCCAAUCAGAUUCGCCUCCUUCCCCUUGGUGAUAACGCCAGGCCUGAUGGAACAGGUACCAGGUGUAUCGAUAAGGUGCUGGUUUGCGGGUCUGGUGUCCUUGAGGGUUAUUGCACAACACCAUACGCUUCGCAAUACAUUGACCAAGUCGUGAAUAUCUGCAACAGCCACGACGUCACGUCGGAUGUGACACUGAAGUCACAAAUACAAGAUUUCGUUCACGGCGAGACGAGCAAAGAUGGGUUUCAUCACGUGCUCACAGAGGUCGCGUUCCUAAGGGUAAGGAAACUCCACCGACCUGGUCGACACGGCAUGGUCCCUGUUUCGCUAAACGGAGCUCACCAUCUUCCGUACUUGUCGGUGUUUGGGGAUAGCGACAUAACCUUCAAGCUCAAGUCAACCUCAGCGGCCGACAAACACGCUCUUUUCUUCCAAUUACUAGAGCAGCUUUUCGUCCAACACAAGGACAUCGCUCAUGACUUCAAGAACUGCUAUAAGAGAGUAGUCGGUGACCUGGGGCUGACGGGAAAUGGCCCCGUGCAUGGCGAGACCUUCCACGGUUCUUUGAACUCAAACAUGACAAGGAUGUACCAUGAACACUGGAGUACAUUCUCCACUGCCAUGAGGAAUGGAAAGUUUAAUGAGUACGCCGGCCUACUAGGACGGCAUGUCCUCGACAUUCUGGAUGAAAAGAAGGCCAAGGAGCGACGCGAAAUUCUGCAGUGGGUGUCCCCAAUGGCUGCCCCCCCGAUGCCCGGCAAAUACGAGAAAGGUCGCGCGAGGCGGUUGGAUGGCACCUGUGACUGGAUUGUCGAGGACGAGAAGUUCAUCCAAUGGUAUAAAUCCGAGGCCUCCGCGAUUAUAACGCUACAAGGAAGAAUGGGAAUGGGGAAAACCCAUGCGACCUCAAGAGUUAUUGAGUGGAUUCAACAAUCUCUUGGUGAAAGUCAACAUCAUAUGGCUUUCGCCCAUUUCUACUGUAUCGAGCAAGACGAAAUGCGCAAUACUGCCACGGCAAUCAUUCGAAAUAUUGUGAGGCAAAUUGCGGCUGUGGGACCCACCGAAGGCGUUUCGCUGAACGAGGCCGUCGUCAACAUGUGGAACAAACACGGUCAAAAUGCUGGGGUUCAUGAUACGACAACUCUCGACGAAUGGGAAGAUUGUCUUUCCAAACUCAUCAUCACUUUUCACGGGGUUACUAUUGUACUGGAUGCACUCGAUGAGUGCAAGCCAGCCCAACGCACGGACUUGACCAAAAUCUUUUCUUCGCUCGUUGAACGAUGUUCCAACUUGAAGAUCUUUGUCUCUUCAAGACCCGAGCUAGAUUUGUCCCGGUGGCUAGAAGUACAAUCCUCUAUUUUGAUGCACAACAACGCCACCUCAAAAGACAUAGCGACGUUCGUACGGGAGAAGAUCGCACAGCAUCCCGAAUGGCCAGAUUUGGAGGAUGAGCUUAAAAAGCACAUGGUGAAGACCAUCGUGGAGAAGAGUCAGGGGCUAUUCCUAUGUGCUCAUCUUCAAGUCGAGAAUCUACAGGAAUGCCUGUUUGAAGAGGAUAUACGAGACGGGCUAGAAUGUCUGCCACAGGGGCUGACACAGCUUUAUGAAAAGCUAUAUCUUCGCACAACGAUCAAGCCCGCGGAAAGGAAAUACAGGGAUAGGGCCCUUCGAUGGGUCCUGUGUUCUUUGAGGCCUUUGACAUCGGACGAACUGCUCUAUGCGAUCUCACAGGACGCGCAUACCGAUCGCCUGUCUCCCACUCGCCGGGAACUGUCCGAAAAAUUGAUAUUGAAAACUUGUCACAACUUCCUGGCCCUCGAUACAAACAAGCCCGAGCAGGAAGAAUUCCAGUUUUUCAGACUACUAGAGAAUCCACCUGGUCCUGUGUGGCGGCUUGCUCACCAAGCAGUGGCGGAAUUCUUCGAAAAUAGCGGCAGCUGUUCCGAGGAACGUGCUGAGAUGCACUACGAGGCCGGGAAGGUUUGUCUGAUGAUAACAAUCAACACAUUUGGUGGCUCCGCUGUUAAAGACAGCAAGAUGGACGACGAUAUCUGCCCAUGCGGUACAAGUCUCGAGUCCCCAUAUCAUCACGCACUGCAAGAGCCUCUGCGUGAAUACGCCGCCCAUGCCUGGCCAGCCCAUAUGCGCACAAACGAGCACCAGGAGUCCCGCAACAAAGGUGGGCUUUCGCGAACGCUACUGCGAUUUCUCACUGGCCCUAAAGAAGGCCACAUGCCAUACGAGAGAUGGGAACAGCAUGGAUCGUGUUCGGCACAUUUUCUACCAUGGUCGACUUUGAAUAAACGAAGCCUGCCCUUCAAUCCAGAGUGUAAAAUGAGCCCCUUCAAUCUGGCUUGUUACCUCGGAUUUCCCCAAACUGUCACCAAGUUGUUGAACUCUGCUGGUAUGGAUACGAACACGUUGUACGAUGCGCGGCGGUGGUGGCCAUGGGAAAGAGCUGAAUGGAUCAGCCCCUUCUAUGAUCACUCGCUACGAUGGUCGGCCACGGCGCUGGCCUGUGCCCACGACGAAGCGGAGGUUCUUCGGUGCCUGUUGAGUGCUGACCCUCCGGCUCGAUUGGACACGUUUGCGGCCGACGAGGUGCCCCCCAUUGUCGCCGCUGCAAUGGGCGACUCUAUCAAAGUCGUGCGCGAGCUGCUUCAAACCCACCACGGCCUCUCUUUGUCCUCAAGUUUUACCAGCCAGCACGGACAUGUCCUACGGUUUGCAAUCAGAUUUGACUCGUUGCAAGUCCUGCCAUUGCUGCUGGAUCGGAUCCUUGUUGACUCCCCCACGUUGGAGGGGCCCUUCUCAUUCGUCAGGGACAGAGAUUUCGAAUCAACAAAGACCAUCCCACUUCUUCUGGAGAAGGGUGUGGAGGUGAACACGCCUCUCUCAGAUGCAACACUACUGGCCGUCGCGGCAUCCUUCGGCGACGAGGGUUUGGUCUCUGAGCUGUUGGAAAGGGACGCGGACGCGAACUUGCAGUUCCGAGGCCUGGACUCCAAUGGAUUUGAGGUUGAGAAUGCUCUCGAAGCCUGCCUUAAUUCGCGGGGAGUCGUUGAUCAUCGAUUGGCAGUUGCACGUCUACUGGUUGAAAGUGGGGCGACUGUUAGCGCCAAGGCCGUCGUGAUGGCGCUUCUUGGCCUCAAGCAGCACCGCCACGGGGAGCCUGACCGAGAUGUUAUGCGGCUACUUAUCACCAGGAUGUCGGACCCAAACGAGAUAGUCACAAAUAAACGGGGAGAUACCACCUGUGCCCUGGAUUUAGCUAUCGAAACCGGCAAUCUAGCUAUGGUGGAGUUGCUAUUGGAGAGCGGUGCCGACCAGAACCUAUCACUGCCGGAGGAAGUGGAAGGAGCGACUCGGAUGGUCAGCGUGCCUAGCAAACUGUUUCAGGCAAGUCUGCACGAAUGGCCAACAGCGCAGCCGCAGUACCUAACGCUGCAAAUGAUUGAAGUGCUGGAGGAGGCAGGGGCCGAUUUCGGGAGCUUGGAUGGCCACGACCUCGACAUUGCGCUCGCAGCUACCGCAUGGGCUGGCUUAACGAAACGUGUGCGGUUUUUCCUCGAGCACGGUGCCGAUCCGAAUGCUCCAACUGGCAGUCGAUUUGUCACAGCACUUGGUGCGGCUGUAGCCUCGGGACGACCGGAGGCACCCGACAUUGUUCGCAUGCUCCUGGACAUGGCCGAUGUCAACCUUCGUCUUCCAUACCAACGAUACCCGUUCUACGCGGAGCUUGCACUCGACUUUCCUCUCUCCGCAAUACUGGAUGAAAAUCAUCGAUAUCGAGAUCGCGACCUGAACCAUGGCGAAUGCCUUCGCAGCUGGGCCCAAUCGGCCUCCGUUCUCGCGUCUAAUGGUGCUGUCUGGGACGUCGACUUUGCACAAUGGAGGGAAUGCCUGAGACAGGUGGAGCCUGAAUUUGAGUCGCAGGAGGCAGACACUCUUGAUACAAUGCAGCAAAAUUUGGAGAGGAAUUGGAACAAAUUGAGUGCUUCACAAAAAGCGUCUGAUGAAUGGAGGAUCAAGGACCCGCUGGCAAUUGAAUCUGGACCAGGAGACCCCGAUACAGAAAUUUACGACUCAGAUGGACCUGACGGGCCUCAAAGAGGGGUUUUAAGGAAAAUGUAUGAAAUUAUGCGUACGGAUUGAGUGUUAAAAUACCCUAUUUAUUAA
This is a messenger RNA of Diaporthe batatas, 4614 nucleotides long. RefSeq lists its product as uncharacterized. The record is from RefSeq and is a predicted model, not a curated record. Bases 133 to 4590 code for a protein of 1485 amino acids. NCBI's taxonomy places the organism in Eukaryota, Fungi, Ascomycota, Sordariomycetes, Diaporthales, Diaporthaceae. Gene Ontology annotation, molecular function: protein binding. The transcript has 3 exons.